Messenger RNA from Pelobates cultripes (western spadefoot toad), 6166 nucleotides. The record is from the annotation of a GenBank genome assembly. Lineage: Eukaryota; Metazoa; Chordata; Amphibia; Anura; Pelobatidae.
AUGGAGCUGACCAAGAUAUUACUGCUGAUUGUAGCUGAAUGGACGAUUGGCCUGGCUUUACCUGUGCAGGUAUGAAUAUGUAUUCAGAGAUAGAGAGGCAUUGGUUAGUUUAGAAAUGUUCUAUUGUUAUCUUGUCCAAACACAGACAACAUUAAUGUUAAUUUUUUUUCCCCACAGGUCAACAAUAAAGCAUAUGAAGGUAAGUACUACAUUAUUGCCUAGACCUGUACAAUAGUUAAUAAUAUGAUACAUUUUAGUUUCUUAUGUUGUGAUCCCUCAUGAAUUUCUAUGGAUAACAGACAACAUUAUUUUCAUAUUCUGUGGAUUUUUGAAAGUCAGAGAUUUCCCAUCACAGUGUGACUAAGCAGUGAAUUUUUGGAUUUAACUCUUUUCUCCAGAAACCAUCAAUGACCUACGUAAAGAGACUAAAACAGUUUUCGAACUGAUAGAAGCUGCAAACAAAGGUGAGAUUUACGAAAGAAAACUCCUAGUUUCUGUUCACCAUGUUUGUUUUUAUGUAAAAAUUAUCUUGUAAGUAAUGGAAAUAUGUUAAAGGCAAUUGCACCACAUAUAUAUUAAGGCAUAACAUUGUUAAUGAGAUGCAUGGAUUCCAUGUCUAGUGGAAUUCUUGAAUGAUUGAUCUAAUCUAAAUUAAAAAAAAACUAAAACAUACAUACAUAUGUAUUGUUAAUAUUAAUUAAUAAUUACAUUUGGCUUUUAUAUAAAAUACACCUGUUUUAUUUUACAUAAACUAACUUUACUGAAAUGUACAAAAUAAAUAUAUAUGAAAAUGCAUUGCAAUACAAUUAGAAAUAUAUCAUUUAUACUUAGAAUCAUGGAAAGAAACAUUAAUUGUUCAUGAUGUAUCAUUUUGGUAAUCUGAUAUCAAAUAAAGUUUAGUUAGCUAGUUCGCUUAGAAAAAUCCACCUUUCUUUAAGCUGCAACUGGGUGACUACAUCUAAUCUCACAGUUAGACAUUGCACCUGUCAAUAAACAUAGAGAAAACAUACAGAAAAUAUGAGAAAUGAAAGCGUGUUUAUCUUAUAAUGCAAUGUUUACCCUGACUUUGCCUUGUCUGAACUGGAUUAUGAUGUAAUUUGCUAAAUCUUUAAUACAAAUCUAAUAACAAAUAUAACAUGUUAUGAAAACCAUGGUUAACAUUUUAUGGAUAAUUUAAUGUUUUAAUCAAUGGUGUAAAUUCCACAGAAGUGACAGCUCCACUUUAUUGACUAAAGACUGUUUUAUGAAAAUGAUCUAUUUUAUUCCAGACAUUGGCAGGCCCUGAUGGAGAGAUUGCCUUUAAACAUUCUCUCUUGAUUACAUAUCAGCACCUUUAGAUAUCAUACUAAAUGGUGCAGGAUUUCUGUUAAUGGUGGAAAAUAUAGACAAAUGGAAAAGAAAAGACACAAGUCCUAAAUAUCUACAUAUAUAGUAUGUAAGGGGGGAAGAACAAUAGUAAACAAGGAAGCACACACACUUUUUAAUGUGAUCAAGCAUAAUGAGUUUAUAUAAUUAGGGAUUCUCCAGUCAGAGUCCCUUUACUGAAGAUUAUAUACUUUUUCAUAUUGCCCUCUUAAAAUACAGAUUACUUGUGUACUCCUAUACAGAAGUUAAUGUUUUGUUUGACUGCUUGCUAUUAUUUUAGCAUGUUAUUCCUCAUUCUUUCCUAAUUUACAAAGUCAUACAUAUUCAUAAAUAUUUUGCCAUUUUAAUUUCAGAUAUUAGCAAGCCUCUAGUGCAUGGAGACAUUGUCGUUAAUACUGGCCGGAGUGUGAAGAAUUGCUAUAGUUGCUUCUGGCCGGCAUCCCCGGAUAGAGUGGUUCCGGUCCCUUAUGUUAUUUCCUCAGUAUACUGUAAGUUAUUACAAACAUUUGUUUACUAAACUUAUUUCAAUGUUGUUGUUUUUUAACAAAAUCUCAUCUUUUCUCUUCAGCAAGCAUUCAGAAAUUGCUUAUUACUGAGGCCAUGAAACAGAUUGAACUCAUGAGCUGUGUGAAGUUUGUUCAGAGAACAUCACAAUGGGACUAUCUCAGCCUAGAAUCUGGAAAUGGGUGAGUUUACGCAUAAGGGAGAUUGGUCAGAACUCAAUUCACAUGACAACUUGGAAACACUGAACAGGAUCAAGUUUGGUUUGACAGAUUUCGUUUCACAGCAUCUGCUUAAUAAAACUAGCUUGUCUGAAAUUUAACUCACUUAUUCCUUUUUUAUAAAUUGUAUUCUCUGAAACAAUGCCUAUGUAAUAGUUAAGGUUCUUUAAUUUAUUUCUCUACAUAAUUUCUUAGGUGCUGGUCAAAUGUAGCAAGGCAAGGUGGCAAACAGACUGUCAGUCUGGACAAGUCAGGCUGCCUGGGCUCAGGAACAAUCCAACAUGAACUCAUGCACUCUCUGGGAUUUUUCCAUGAACAUAACAGGAGUGACAGAGAUAACUAUGUUGACAUCUUUUGGCAGUAUAUCAGUGAUGGUAAGCAAUUAAACCAUAUAUGCAAAACCAAAACCCAUGGAAAAUCAGACUAUAAUGUUCAUAGAAUGUUAAGUAGUGAGGAGAAAUUGACUGAUAAAUCUAUUCACCUAGUUAAUAGCCUGUAAACAAUUAGUCAACACUAUCUGUGUAAGAUGAAUAAUAACCUUUAUAUUGUUUGCAAAUAUAUUUCAUUUUAGCAAACAAGAUAAACUUUAAGAUUGAGGACAGCAACAAUAUGAACCUUCCGUAUGAUUAUACAUCAGUCAUGCAUUAUCAAAAGUGAGUACAUUUUAUGAAUAUCCACAAUGUUGUCUUAUCUAAAAAUGAUAUUGUCUUUCUUCUUGGGUAUAAAAACCUCAUGCCUCUCUCUACAGUACGGCUUUCACUAACACCCCUGGUCAAGCUACCAUAGCUGCAAAAGGCAAUGCUUCUUUACCACUUGGACAAAGUAUUGGAAUGAGCCACCUGGAUGUGAUCAAACUUAACAAACUCUAUAACUGCGGUAAGAAUUUCUCUGAUAUUAAUAUUUAUAAUGUCAACACAUUUGUUCUCUUAACUGAUACAUUAUUCUGGUUACCCUGAUCCUUUAGUUGCAUGUCCUAUAACUGUCCAGAAUUUUUCAGCAAUAUUUAAAAAAUAUAACCUUUUUGUUUCCUUAGAUGUCUGCCGAGUGAAACUAAUAGAUCAAUCAGGGUCUUUCUCAACUGACAAUGUCUCAUUCGGACAAGAUAGUAGUUGCCUCUGGUUAAUUCAAACUGACUCUUUCAAACUGGUUGGUAUAAAGCUAACAGGAUUAAAUAUAAUUUCUUCUUGUUUUGGGAUUCUUAUUACAUGGUUCUAUAAUUAAUUGGACAUUUAAACCUAUUCAUCGUGUUCUGUACUGACAUUUCCUUUGAUCUAAUCUCAACCCUCACAUUGUGAUCUUCUUUACCCAGGUUCAUCUUCAGCUCAGUGACAUUAAUAUCCCUGCUUCCACUGGAUGCUCUGACAGCUAUAUAAAGGUUUAUGAUGGGAACAGCAAAUCUUCUAGUGUUCUCUUGGACAAGACUUGUGGAGAUAGAAUAAUCCCACCACUUAUCUCUUUUGGGAAUAGCAUGCUAAUAGAAUUCAUGAGCAAUCAGACACCAGAUCUUAGCAGAUUUAAUGCUUUCUACGAGACAGGUACAUACCACCUGUUAACACAAAUGCAGCACUCACAAUGGCUUGAAAAUGUCAUUUUGCAUUAAUUUAUAAACUGUAAUGUUAUUUAACAUGUAUGGAACUCUUUUCUGAAAAUGUUUGAUAGAUUUUUAACAUUGCUAGGUGUUUAAAUCAACUAAGGGCUUUAUACUCACUUUUAUGCGAUACUACUAUAGAUCUUGUUUUGUAAACAUUACCUUUAUAAUCACACAGAUAGUAUGGGUUAUAGUUUAUUGGAUGUUUUGUGAAUGAAGGUUCAGUUUCCAUAUCCUGAUUUUGAAGACAAACUAUGUCAUAUAAACAUCUGUUUUGCCAUCUAAAAACAUACACAUUACAAAUUAAAGGAUAAUUCAAUUACUAAUAGAAAGAUAUUGAAGCAGAAUAUGUAAUACUUGAAGUACUUAAUGUGUUUUGGUCACUACAGCACAAUAUUAGGUGUAUUACUGUUCUCCCUUAAUACAUAUACGUCUGUUGUGUGGUCAGUUAAUUCAAUCUUUCAGGUAAAAAGAUUGCACCUGUGCAAAUUGGACAAUAGCUUUGUAACUGUUAAAUUACAUAUUGUGCUUUAUUAAAUAAUAUUUAUUUACCUACAGUUUCCUAUGGAGGAACUUUAACCAGCCCUUCUGGAAGAAUCAUCUCUCCAUCCUAUGGCAAGGCAUAUCCCAACAAUAUAGAUGCUGAAUGGUCCAUUAUAGCUCCACCACAGUCUAAAGUAAGGUCACCCAGGGUACAAUACUGUAUCAAUACAGAUUAUAAAAAGUUAGAAGGUGUUAUCUGGAAAAUAAAAACUUACCAGACAUGUUAAGUAAGUUUUAUUGUGUGUUCUCUAAUGCAAUUUUUUCAUAUAUAGUUUAAGAGAAAAAAAUGAAUCGAUAGUAAGAAACAAAGUGCAUGAAUAAUAGAAAAUAUAGUAUGCUUUUAUGUUAUGUCAAUGAAGGCACUUGCUGAGUUCUAAAGAACUACAAACACGAUCCUUACAAUGUGCUCUUUAACAUAGGAUGAGCCUUUUCUUCUAGGUGUUUCUGGAAUUCAUUGAUUUUGACCUGCAAGAUAGCUCAGAUUGUUCCUGUGAUUCUCUGACUAUAAUUGAUGGCGCCAGAUCAAUUUCCCCAGUCCUGGGCAAAUACUGCAACACUGAUGUGCCCGAUUCUUUGACAUCUUCUGGAAAUGUGAUGAUAUUGAGGUUUCACAGCGAUAACCAGACAAGUUCUGUUGGUUUCUUUUUAUCAUAUUUCUUUGGUAAGACUCAAAAGUGAAGCAUCAAUCACUAGCGUUCACCCCAGCAGUGAUGUUUAAAAUGAGCCUUUAAAUUAUUUCUUGCAGUUUGUUUAUCUCUUGAAAAUACAUUUCUAGAUAUUUAGAUAUAAGUGUUUUUAGCCUUUUGCAAUAUUUUCUGGUUAAAGUCAGAUUACUCUUUUUUUUUUUUUCUCCCAAAUGCCAAAAUCACUUUUGCUAAUAAGGAUUUUUCAAUUAAACUUCCUAUCCUAUACACUUAAAAAAGUAAAAGUGUUUACUAUGAAUACAUGCUGCAUGGAUACAUGUGUAAUGUGACAGACCUUUUAUGUGUUGUGUGCAUAGAUAAUUCUUCCAGGAAUAAGCAAUGUUGCCAGUCACAUAAAUAACACUGUUCUUGCAGGAACACAAACAGUAUAAUUAUAUGACUCUAGCAAAAUACAGAGUGUAUCUACAUCAUGUCCUUUUUUAUUCCUCAUGGCCACUCUAACUUCCUUCUCUGUCUUGCAGUGACCAACAGCUGAUAAAGAACAUGGAGAGAGAAGAUAUUUAGAGAUGAGAGACCAAAUCUUGAUAAUAAAAAGGCAAAUAAAUGCAAAAUUAUGUAUCUGUAUGUAAAUGUUUAAAGUGUUAUCCAUGCAAUAAAUACAAAUUCAAACACAUUAUACAAAGUAUAUUUCUGCUUUGCUUAUUUUUCUCACAGUGUCACUUUUACAUUUUUCUUUCAUUUUAAAAGUGAUACAGAUAUUGUGGCAACCAAUAUAAAUGUCAAUAUCAAUGAAAGCCAGCAUACUUCUAUGUAGGGGUACUUAUUAUUGCACUAGUACAUAGUAUGAUCUGGCCGGCGAUCUUGCAAAGGAAGCUUUAACCAGUGCAGACCAUACUCAUUUAGGCAGAUUAUAGCCUUAGCUAAAAGAGGGGUUCUGCAUUUCUGGAAGAAACUUCUCUCUAUCUGUAUCAUUAGAUAGAUGUGUUACAUUUGGAUUAGACUCAAUUUAGUGUGUUGCUACAUAAUUGUAGCAGUUAUAUGUAUCCACUAGAAGCUACUAGGGACACAUUGUUACAUUGAUUAUCGGUAUCAUCAAUUACAAGUACUAAUGGGUUUACUGCUAAUUCUAUUACCACUUAUUUCUUAAGGUGGAGUGUUGGAUUUGGAUAGUACCCAUCAAUUUAUUUAAUUAUAUGUGGUGACACCUACUUACUUAUUUACUAAUUAUCUUUCAUGCAGUCCUCUCCAUAGACCUGCCUAUUCCCCCGAUUAGCGGUACCCCAUCGCUCUCCCCAUUUAUUUAG